CUCCUAUUUCUUUAUUGUUUUUCUUUACUUUCACUAAAAGUGGAGAAAAACCCCGAAACAAAAUGUAAAAUAAUAGGAAUUCAAGGAAAACAAAAAAGACUAUGAUUUGAUGAUUAUAUUCCAUUCUUUGUUUAAGAUCUCCAUGUUAUGUUGUCAACCCAUAUCUUUUCCCUUAUUAGUUUGAUCUUAAUGUACGCAGAAUUCAGCCAGAUUUCCCUUCUCACCAUGUCCAAUUCAGAGCUGAUCCUUGUUAAUAAAGACGAUGAUCAGAAAAGGAUCGUGAAACGACCGCCCUUGGAGUUUCAAGACGAGUGCUGCUGUGAAGCUACAGCCAUUUAUAAUUAUCCUUCAAAUGAUAUUCCCGGUGAUGAUGAUCGAGAACCAGCAGUAGUGCAAGAUGAUGAAGAGAAAAAGGGAAUCGAAAAGGACAAGAAGAAACAUAUAUGUUCAGGAGAAUUGAAGGUAAGGGUUGAUGAUGAUGAUGAUGGGUUCAAGACCCCGACGUCUAUGGACCAUAAAAUCCCAGAGAAGAAACAAUGCCCACCUGCACCAAGAAAGCCAAAGGCGAAUAAAAGAAAAGCAUCGCCCAGUGCAAGCAUAUGCAGUGUUUCAGAAGAGGUUGAGUCCUGGUUUGCUGCCUCACUUGUUGAUGAUUUACACCGUAAGAUGAAGAAAGCUCGAACGCAAGAGAAUGGAUCAUGUUAAUUUGUUUGUAGCAUCAUAUCAUGUAUACAUAUCAGUUUAUCUAUAUUCGGUAAGAAAUAAUUUUAUGUAAAAUGAGAACCAUAUGGUAUAAUAAUAUUCCUAUAAUGGGGAGUGCAUGCAGCAUGGUAUCGCUUGAAAUUAAAUUGUUAAGUAUACCAGUUCCUUCAA
Gossypium raimondii (Peruvian cotton) is the source of this 873-nucleotide messenger RNA. Its product is annotated as cyclin-dependent protein kinase inhibitor SMR3. NCBI's taxonomy places the organism in Eukaryota, Viridiplantae, Streptophyta, Magnoliopsida, Malvales, Malvaceae. The coding region runs from base 148 to 705 and encodes 185 amino acids. The transcript is spliced from 2 exons. Gene Ontology annotation, biological process: regulation of DNA endoreduplication. The record is from RefSeq and is a predicted model, not a curated record.